This is a messenger RNA of Brachypodium distachyon (stiff brome), 3454 nucleotides long. RefSeq names its product valine--tRNA ligase, mitochondrial 1. The coding region runs from base 152 to 3283 and encodes 1043 amino acids. Lineage: Eukaryota; Viridiplantae; Streptophyta; Magnoliopsida; Poales; Poaceae. The record is from RefSeq and is a predicted model, not a curated record. The transcript is spliced from 21 exons. Gene Ontology annotation, cellular component: cytosol. Gene Ontology annotation, biological process: valyl-tRNA aminoacylation. Gene Ontology annotation, molecular function: ATP binding; aminoacyl-tRNA deacylase activity; valine-tRNA ligase activity.
CGCACAGGCGCACAGGACAACGGGCACGGCAUCCUCCCAUCCACCCCCAAAACCCUAGCCUCCCCAGCCGUCCCCUCUGCUGUCUCCGUGCUACGCUCCGUCCACCCAAAGCGCCAGAGCGCGGCCUCGGCGGCGCGAACAACCUUUCAUCAUGGAGAAGCAACUUGAGGACGAGCGGAAACAGAAGAAGGAUCAGAAGGCAAGAGAGAAGGAGGAAAAAAAGCUGAAGGCUAAGCAGAAGGAGGCGGCCAGGCUCCAGGCUCUAGCGGCUUCGGAUGGGCCUAAGAAAAGCGAGAAGAAGCAAAGGAAAAAGGGUGCGGAGGAUGAAAAUCCCGAGGAUUUCAUUGAUCCAGACACCCCUAGUGGAGAGAAGAAAUUGCUUGCACACCAAAUGGCCAAGCAAUAUAACCCAAGUGCUGUUGAAAAAUCAUGGUAUGCCUGGUGGGAAUCAUCAGGAAAUUUUGGGGCAGACCCUGCAAGCUCAAAACCACCCUUUGUUAUUGUUUUACCACCUCCUAAUGUGACUGGAGCACUUCACAUAGGGCAUGCACUUACAGUGGCUAUAGAGGAUACCAUGAUACGCUGGCGGAGAAUGUCAGGCUAUAAUGCUCUUUGGGUUCCAGGAGUGGACCAUGCUGGCAUUGCUACACAGGUUGUAGUAGAAAAGAAGCUAAUGCGUGAAAGGAAUCUGACAAGACAUGACAUAGGUCGUGAAGUAUUUGUAUCUGAGGUUCUGAAAUGGAAAGAUCAGUACGGUGGUACUAUACUGAAUCAAUUACGUAGGCUUGGGGCCUCACUUGAUUGGUCCCGUGAGUGUUUUACAAUGGAUGAGCAAAGAUCAAAAGCUGUAACUGAAGCUUUUGUGAGGUUACACCAAGAUGGCCUAGUUUACAGAGAUUACCGUCUUGUGAAUUGGGAUUGCACACUUCGAACAGCAAUUUCUGACAUAGAGGUUGACCACCUAGAGCUUAAAGAAGAAACUAUGCUAAAGGUCCCAGGUUAUGGCACUCCUGUGCAGUUUGGUGUCUUGAUAUCUUUUGCCUAUCCUCUUGAAGAAGGACUCGGUGAGAUCAUAGUUGCAACAACAAGAAUUGAAACAAUGCUUGGUGAUACAGCAAUUGCUGUUCAUCCUGAGGACAAAAGGUAUACACAUCUGCAUGGAAGGUAUGCAGUUCACCCCUUCAAUGGACGAAAACUCAAAAUAAUCUGUGAUGCUGUGCUAGUGGAUCCCACUUUCGGCACCGGGGCUGUGAAGAUUACACCUGCCCAUGACCCAAAUGACUUUGAGGUUGGGAAACGACACAACCUAGAGUUCAUCAAUAUCCUCACAGAUGAUGGCAAGAUAAACGGCAAUGGAGGUGCACAAUUUGAGGGAAUGCCAAGAUUUGCUGCUCGGGUUGCUGUUAUUGAAGCACUCAAGGAAAAGGGCUUGUACAAGGACACAAAAAAGAACGAAAUGAGUUUGGGCGUUUGUUCAAGAACUAACGAUGUAGUGGAACCUAUUAUAAAACCCCAAUGGUUUGUUAGUUGCCAUACAAUGGCAAAGGCAGGUCUUGAUGCUGUAAGAUCCAGGAAAAUUGAGAUUAUUCCGGAACAGUAUGAACAAGACUGGUACAGAUGGCUUGAAAAUAUACGCGAUUGGUGUGUUUCAAGGCAACUUUGGUGGGGGCAUCGUAUACCAGCAUGGUAUGUGACUCUUGAAGAUGACCAAGUGAAUGAUCUGGGUUCCAACAAUGACCGUUGGAUAGUCGCGAGAAAUGAAUGUGACGCUAUACUCGAGGCACAGCAAAAGUAUCCCGAGAAGAAAUUCCAGUUAAACCAAGAUCCCGAUGUUUUGGAUACUUGGUUUUCGUCUGGUCUCUUCCCACUAACAGUGUUUGGUUGGCCAGAUGAUACUGCGGAUCUUAAAGCUUUCUACCCUACUUCAGUAUUAGAAACUGGACUUGAUAUUCUCUUCUUUUGGGUAGCACGUAUGGUGAUGAUGGGAAUGCAACUUGGUGGUGAUGUGCCAUUCCAGAAGGUGUAUUUGCAUCCUAUGAUCCGUGAUGCACAUGGCCGCAAAAUGUCCAAGUCACUUGGUAAUGUCAUUGAUCCUCUUGAAGUGAUAAAUGGUACGACACUUCAAGAUCUGCUCAAACGUUUGGAAGAAGGCAACCUGGAUCAAAAUGAAUUAAGCAUUGCAAGGGAAGGGAAGACGAAAGAUUUUCCUGAAGGCAUUCCUGAAUGUGGUACCGAUGCACUGCGUUUCGCACUGAUUUCUUACACUUCUCAGUCUGACAAGAUAAAUCUGGAUAUCAAGAGGGUGAUUGGAUAUCGACAAUGGUGCAAUAAAUUGUGGAAUGCUAUUCGUUUUGCAAUGGGCAAGCUUGGUGAUCAUUACACUCCACCAGCAACUGUUGUUGUUUCUACGAUGCCACCAAUCUGCAAAUGGAUACUCUCAGUACUUAACGCGGCCAUUGGCAAGACUGUGAUCUCAUUAGAAGCAUACAAGUUUGGUGAUGCAACAACUGCUAUAUACUCAUGGUGGCAGUACGACCUAUGUGAUGUAUUUAUAGAAGCUAUAAAACCUUACUUCUUCAAUGAAUCUCAGGAGUCCGAAUCUGCAAGAACUGCUUGUAGAGAUGCCCUAUGGGUUUGCCUAGACUCUGGUCUGCGCCUGCUCCACCCAUUUAUGCCUUAUGUAACUGAAGAACUCUGGCAACGUCUUCCUCAGCCCAAAGAUUCUUGCAGGCAAGGUUCCAUUAUGGUAUCAGAAUAUCCAUCUGUUGUUAAGGAAUGGGCAAAUGAUAGCCUUGAAAAAGAAAUAGGCAUUGUCUUAGAAACUCUGAAAAAACUCAGAUCUCUGAGGCCAACAACAGAUACUGAAAGGCGACCUGCUUUUGUACUUUGCCGAGGCCAACAUAUUGCUGCCACUUUUCAAUGCUAUCAAUCUCUAGCUGUCUCUCUUCUUUCAUCUGUAUCAUCGCUUAAGAUCCUGACAGAGAGUGAUGGAACUCCACCUGACUGUUCAACAGCUGUGGUAAACCAAGAUCUGUCUGUGUACCUCCAGCUUCAAGGAGCUCUAAAUGCAGAAGCAGAGCUCGAAAAGUUAAGGAAGAAAAGAGAUGAAAUUCAGAAGCUGCAGCUUGCCCUGUCUCAGAAGAUGGAUGCGUCCGGUUACCGAGAGAAGGCUCCACAAAGUGUCCAAGACGAGGACUUGAGAAAGCUCACUGCUUUAUUCGAGCAAUUGGAGGUCAUCAGUGAAGCUGAAAAGAAACUAGAUGUGAGAGAUGAUAAUGCUUGAAACAGCCCUCUCUCUCUCUCUCUCUCUCUCUCUCUCUCUCUCUCUCUCUGCUUGUGAUUUGUGAACAGCCAUUUUUGUAUCGAGGUUGAUUCCUCACACAUUUUUGUGGAUACUACUUGCAUUUACAGAAAUUUAAAUGAAAUGUUGACACUAGUAAACAAAUUUCCAGUC